This is a messenger RNA of Electrophorus electricus (electric eel), 2416 nucleotides long. It is a transcript of the gene camkmt, whose product is annotated as calmodulin-lysine N-methyltransferase. NCBI's taxonomy places the organism in Eukaryota, Metazoa, Chordata, Actinopteri, Gymnotiformes, Gymnotidae. The record is from RefSeq and is a predicted model, not a curated record. Gene Ontology annotation, cellular component: cytoplasm. Gene Ontology annotation, molecular function: calmodulin-lysine N-methyltransferase activity.
UAUUUAAGGAAUGCCUCGGAUACCGGCGAAUCGUGAUAGACUCCGAAUAUUUUAUAACACAUUGUGGCGGUUUUUAUAUACUAUCGAUAAUUGCUAACGACGUUCGCUGCAUGAUUAUAUCGUUAAAUCUGUUUACACCUUACAAACACUGUAAUUAGUUUCUUUAAGGAAGACAUGGAGUCAAAGCAAACAGGUAGCUCGGGGCUGAAGAGCGUGAAGGAUCGUCCGUCCUCAGACGUCCACGCGAAGAAGCUUCAGGCUCGCGAGUCCCGCUGCGGACCCGACGUAGCUCGUGCACGAUGGACAAUCCUGAGACGGGUGUUGAGGCGGAAGCACCUGGACGGUGCGGAGGUUCAGCAGGUGUCAGUGCGCAGGUUCUCCUCCUUCAACCUGUUCUCUAGGACCGAGGUUCCCUCCUCUGAGACCGACGAGCCGUUGGAUGGGCAGUGGGUCGAGUACAGAAGUGGCUGCUUCCCCCAGUACAGUGCCUUUCUCAGAGAUGACCUGGGGCCCCUCAGAGUGGAUGAGGUGCUCAACAGCUUUGACAACACCGGAAAUGUCUGUGUUUGGCCUUCUGAAGAGGUGAUGGCCUACUACUGUGUGAAGAAACGUCAAAUGUUUACGGCUUCUGCUGUGUGUGAGUUGGGUGGAGGGAUGACAUGUCUUGCUGGGCUCAUGAUUGCAGUGUGCGCUGACGUGAAGGAAGUGCUUCUAUCUGAUGGGAAUGAGAAGGCCAUCCAGAACGUGCGUGGAGCUGUCAAAAGGAACAGACGGGCUGGUCUCCUCCGAUCCGCCGCCGUGUCCUGCAGGGUGGUGAGAUGGGACAGCCACGCGGAUGUCUCCGCCUUGGAGGGCCGCUUUGACGUGGUGCUGUGCGCUGACUGCUUGUUUCUUGACCAGUAUAGAGCCAGCCUUGUUGAUGCACUAAGGAGAUUGCUGCGACCUAAUGGAACAGCACUGAUAUUUGCCCCCACAAGGGGAGAUACACUAGCAGAGUUCUGCAGGCUGGCGGAGGACAUGGGCCUGUUUGUGUGCCGUUAUAACAACUAUGACUCACACAUAUGGGAGAUGCACCUGAAGAUGAAAAGAGAAGGGCCGGACGUGUAUGAUGAGAACAUCCACUAUCCCGUGCUGCUCACGCUCGCUCUCGGACCCAGCCCAGGACUCCUGCCACUGUGACCUCCCGACCUUCACACAAUCGGGCCUUUCUUUGCUCCCUUAACCCUAACCUUUUUAACCACAUUUUGCGUUUAAGGUUUUUUUUGUUUUUGUUUUGGUUUUUUUGGUUGUCGUUUGGUUGUGACUCUGUGAGGAGAGGGCGGGGGCGUUGACUUCGUGCACAUGUAAGUGUGUCUUUUUGUGUAUGUUUGAGUUGGUGUGUGAACUGAUGCCUGACCUUGUUACUGUGCAAUAAGAAUGUGUGAACUAUUCUAAUCACAGACAUGGCCUCACAGAACACAGCCAUCCUCUCAAGCACUGAAAACGCUGAAGACAGCAUAACAGUAAUAUCAUAUGAUGUCUCAAUGAAUAUUGCCAUUUUAAAUGCUGGCAAAACAUAGUGCUUUUAAAAGGUUUUAACCUAUUUAGUGGUUGGCCUACUUAUGUACCUCAGAAAUAAUCAUUUUAAUGUUACUGUGUUUAACCACAAUCUGUUCAUCAAAGCUAAAAGCUAGGUGAUAAACAGCUAUGGUGUAGUGAUUUCCAGGGUGUGCUCUGAAACACACCAAAGGCUCAAUGGAGGGGCGGGGCUUCUGGAUCACUGUGACACAAUCUCACUACUCAUCGCGAACGAUGAGACCUAUAAGAAUAUCACAUGCUAUACCAUACUGUCUGUCUGGCGACUUUGCCAUGUUAGAUAGAUUACAAGAAGACCUUCAACACUGUUCUGUCCUGCAGGGUGUUCCUUGACUGCACCCAGCCAAAGUGAUGAGGGGGUCAGGGAUGUGAGCUUCACCCACAGCAUGGAAUACAGGCAUUAUAUCUUGCGUGAGCUGAUGUAUGGGAAUUAAAAAUAAAAAGGUGCAUUAUGGUUUAAAUGUUGUAUUCCAUUUCCAGUGAGCUGGUAGACGUUGACAUAUCAACUAUCACAACAAAAUCUAAAAUACUUACUGGAUCAAAUUUUAAACAAUUUUGUGAUCCUAUCUGUCAAGGUAUAAUGUCAAGAUUUUUUAAAGUAUUAUAAUAAAUGGUGAAGAAAUGUAAAGUGUUGUCAGCUCUUUGUUCUGGGCUAGUUCUGUUUCACUCUAUUCACAGCUGCAACAGUUUGAGUUCCCUGCAAAUUUUUAUGUGGUGAUUGUUCUCCUAGACUGUGCUUCUGCACUGUGACUGUAUUUGCCACACUCCACAGAUGAGUCCAAAGUGAUUGUUUUCCACUAAUGAGGCAGGUGACUGUGAUUAAAACCUUUUUUUGAAACAA